GUACUCGCAACGAGAUUCAGGUCCUUCCGCUGGUUCCUUUGGUCGAGUCCGCAAGGGGUGUGUGUGCUGCCACAAGCGCAAAAUGUGUUACAGGUGCGCAAAUGACUUUUUACGGGGCGAACUUCAACCCUGUUGAGCCCUCGUAUAACGAUGUGAUAGUGGGUGAGGCUGUGGCUGCCAACCCGAUUCUCUGCAGGGUGACCAUUGCCACAGAAACGGAGCUUACCUGUGUCCUCAGCAUUCCACGGGAUAAGGAGCAUGGAACGUAUUCGAUCAGGGUUCGUGUGCGUGCGUCGGAAACGGAGUGGGCCGCGGAGCAAAGUGCCGGAUUUCUUGUCUUGGGGGACGAUGCACAUGUCCCUGGGUGGAAAGCCAACGAUGCGCCGCAUCCCGUGCCUGCGAAUGAUGACAAAGGGGGCAAUACAGCCCUUAUCGUCUGGCUUGUCUUUGGUUCCCUCCUUCUAGUGCUGCUCGUGGUUAUUAUUGCCAUGCUUGUUUGGUUCCGCAUGACCUCAGAAAAGGAGUGCGAUGAAAUGAUUCUUUUGGAGCUGCAGCUUCUCCGUGAGAUGCGUGAGAGCGCCGAGUUAUCGAAGUAG
This is a messenger RNA of Trypanosoma rangeli, 596 nucleotides long. RefSeq lists its product as uncharacterized. The record is from RefSeq and is a predicted model, not a curated record. The annotation marks the transcript as partial. The transcript has a single exon. NCBI's taxonomy places the organism in Eukaryota, Euglenozoa, Kinetoplastea, Trypanosomatida, Trypanosomatidae.